This is a messenger RNA of Colius striatus (speckled mousebird), 774 nucleotides long. It is a transcript of the gene KCTD4, whose product is annotated as potassium channel tetramerization domain containing 4. The transcript has a single exon. Lineage: Eukaryota; Metazoa; Chordata; Aves; Coliiformes; Coliidae. Bases 1 to 774 code for a protein of 257 amino acids. Gene Ontology annotation, biological process: protein homooligomerization. Gene Ontology annotation, molecular function: protein binding. The record is from RefSeq and is a predicted model, not a curated record.
AUGGAGAGAAAAAUAAACAAAAUAGAAAAGGAAUGCGAAGAAAAGCACAGCAACUCCGAAGGCUCUGAGCAAGACAAGGACUAUAAAACGUCUCUGAUUACCCUGAAUGUUGGUGGCUAUCUCUAUAUCACACAGAAACAGACACUAACCAAGUAUCCAGAUUCUUUUCUGGAAAGGAUCAUAAAUGGAAAAAUAAUGUGCCCCUUCGACGCAGAUGGUCAUUACUUCAUAGAUAGAGAUGGACUCCUUUUCAGACACAUUCUCAACUUCCUACGAAAUGGAGAACUUCUUCUACCAGAAGGGUUUCGAGAAAAUCAACUUUUGGCACAAGAAGCAGAAUUUUUCCAGCUAAAGGUACUCUCGGAUGCAGUGAAAUCAAGGUGGGAGAAGGAACAGCUAGCAUCUCGAGAGACUACUUUCCUGGAAAUAACUGACAGCCACGACCGUUCACAAGGACUUCGAAUCUUUUGUAAUGCUCCUGAUUUCAUUGCAAAAAUAAAAUCCAGAAUUGUACUGGUAUCCAAAAGCAGGCUGGAUGGAUUUCCGGAGGAGUUUUCAGUAUCUUCAAAUAUUAUUCAAUUCAAGUACUUCAUAAAGUCUGAAAAUGGAACACGACUGGUACUGAAGGAGGACAACACCUUUGUCUGCACCCUGGAAACUCUUAAGUUUGAGGCUAUAAUGACGGCUUUAAAAUGUGGAUUUAGACUGCUGACCAGCCUGGAUUGUUCGAAAGGGUCAAUUGUUCACAGUGAUGCACUUCAUUUUAUCAAGUAA